ACUAUAUUCUACAUUUUACUGUUUAAUGUUUACAAAUUUAAUUAAUGAAAAACCUAAGGUGCUGUUUACAUUCAACAUAAGAAAAUACUAAUGAGUCAUUUUAGAUUCGUACUCACCUAAUACUUUAUUUUCUGAAACACAUAACAAUCACUAAAAAUGUCCCAAAGAACAUUAACUUUUGUUACGGGCAACAUAAAGAAAUUAGAAGAGGUUAGAGCUAUACUGGGAAACAGCUUUCCUUUAGAAGUUACAAGUCAUAAAUUAGAUCUUCCAGAAUUACAGGGUGAAAUAGAAGAGAUUUCUAUAAAGAAAUGCCAAGAAGCAGCCCACCGCAUAAACUGUCCUGUUUUAAUCGAAGACACCUCAUUAUGUUUUAAUGCUUUGAAAGGUCUGCCUGGGCCAUAUAUUAAGUGGUUUUUGGACAAACUACAACCGGAAGGAUUACACCAACUACUGGCUGGAUGGGAAGAUAAAUCUGCAGAAGCUGUAUGUACAUUUGCCUACUCACCUGGUAAACCCAAUGAUGACGUUUUGGUAUUUCAAGGAAGGACUUCUGGAAAAAUUGUCUCUCCAAGGGGAACAAGAGACUUUGGUUGGGAUUGUGUAUUUCAACCGGAUGGCUAUGAUAAAACAUAUGCUGAAUUGCCAAAGGAGGAGAAGAAUAAAAUUUCUCAUAGAUAUAAGGCACUAGAUAAGCUAAGAGCAUAUUUUGUUCAAAAUCAAAAUGCUGAAGUAUAAAUGUGGUGUUUCAGAACAAUGUAGUAGUACAGAGUACUCACAGUUGGAGUGGGUAUUGGACUUACUAUUGGAGAGAAACCACUUGAUGUAGAGGGAAGCAUAGGGGUGAAUCCACCAGUUUCAAAUUUAGGCAAAUCUGUUACAGGG
Messenger RNA from Pieris brassicae (large cabbage white), 885 nucleotides. Its product is annotated as inosine triphosphate pyrophosphatase. Lineage: Eukaryota; Metazoa; Arthropoda; Insecta; Lepidoptera; Pieridae. The transcript is spliced from 2 exons. The record is from RefSeq and is a predicted model, not a curated record. The coding region runs from base 157 to 738 and encodes 193 amino acids. Gene Ontology annotation, cellular component: cytoplasm. Gene Ontology annotation, biological process: nucleoside triphosphate catabolic process. Gene Ontology annotation, molecular function: nucleoside triphosphate diphosphatase activity.